UCUCUUUCUGCCUGCAAGCAAGCAAGCAAGCGAACAGGGCAAGCAAGAAGCAAAGGCCAAGCACCGCGAUGCGAAGCGUUCAGCAAGCAAACGCAGCUGCAGCGCGCUCCACCUCCAGCCCAACAACAGCAGGAACAACUACAGCAACAGUAGGAACAAUAGCGGGGCUCGCAUCGGCUCAGCGCAGGUGGUUGGUAGGGCUGGUGGUGGUGGCAGCGGUGUUCUUUAUCUUUAUUGUCACAGCAACCAGCUCAAGGUCUCCGGGAGGGGGGCAAGCUGGAGUGCAGUCUCGGAGAUGGCGCACUCUAGGCGAUGGCAAGUUAGACAUCGCGUCCCAACAACGGGGGCAACAGCAUCCCGAUGACAGCCGCAGGUCAAGAGGGAGAAGAAGAGGCGAUGCUCUGCAGCAGUAUUUAUUUCCAACUCCAAGCAACCCAGACUUUAUGGGACCCAAACCAAACCAUCUGCCUGCGAAUGCAGUGAACACGUCCAUGCUGACUCCGUUUGAACGGCAAAUGGCCGUCCAAGUCCCGCAUUUCCUCAUCAUCGGCGUUCAGAAAUGCGGCACUAGUGCGCUGUACUUCUCCCUAUGCCAGCACCCGAACAUCACCUGUGCUGCCAAAGUCAAAGAGCCUUUCUUCCUCAGCAUGCCAUCUAGCACGCGAUACUUGUCCGCGUACGCGAGCACUGCCGUGUCCUCCAUUCGCCACCAGUACCACCUCUCCUAUGCAGCAACCUGCUUUGACUUGAACGCGUUGCGCCCCGGGCAGAUGACGAUGGAGGCAAGCACGACGUACUUCGAGAGCGAUACUGCAUUCGACAUCAUCUCUUCGCACCUUGUGAACUCGCACGAGAUCAAACUGCUGGUGAUCUUACGCGAGCCCGUGUCUCGCGCGUACUCGCACUACCAGCACGACAUGCGACGCAAAGGCCCAAAGCCAAACCAGCCGCGUGACCCAAACAACCCCUUCCACGGCGACAAGUACGCGUCGUUCAUCAGCGCCACAAAAGACGAGCUGGCAAUCCUCAGACACUGCCGUGAGGUUGAUGAGCUGUACGCGAGGAACGAGUUGCCACACAAAGAGGCCUUUGACUAUGAAGCGUUUUAUCGGUGCGUGACUGCGACCGCUGAGCAGUAUCGACGCGUCAACAAGCAGGCUCUCCCAGGUUACCUUCUCAAGGGGUUGUACUAUGGGAGGCUGCGAAAAUGGCUUGGCUCUUUUCCGUCGCGACUGCAUGUCAUUGUGUAUGACUCGUUCCGGUUUGACCCUGUUCAAGAGCUCAACAAGGUGGCGUUAUCAACCAAUUGACCGAGCACUUGGCCUUGUGUCUCGUGC
This is a messenger RNA of Salpingoeca rosetta, 1337 nucleotides long. RefSeq lists its product as uncharacterized. Lineage: Eukaryota; Choanoflagellata; Craspedida; Salpingoecidae. Gene Ontology annotation, molecular function: sulfotransferase activity. The record is from RefSeq and is a predicted model, not a curated record. The coding region runs from base 69 to 1310 and encodes 413 amino acids. The transcript has 7 exons.